AGUAUAACGUACGUAUUCACGAGGACCUUCUCCUAUACAACGUGGAAAAAGCGUGUAUGAAGCAGCUCGUGCAACGAGGAGUACUGGUAGUGAUCGUGUAGUGCGCCGGCUGGACAAGAGAAACGUGGUGUGACGACAGUGAGAGAGCACGGUAGCGCGUGCGGUGCGUGUCGCGUACACGACGGCUACGAACAAGACUCCGUACGAAUGUGAGGGUACAUGUGAACAUUUGUGUACAUCUUCUCGUGAGAGCAAGUGAGCGAGGUAGUGCGUGCGUGCGUACGCGCGCGCGCUGUGUGUGUGAGGGAGAGAGAGAGAGAGAGAGUGGUGUGUGUGCGUGCGUAUGUAUGUAUGUAUGUGUGUGUGUAUAUAUAUAUUAUACGUUCAUGUAUGAGGGAGACAGAGGAGUGUAUGUGUGUGGAUGAGUGCGUGAGCGUGUAAAUUCUUCGUACGUCCUUGUUCUUUUCGUUGUCGGAGGGACGGUUCGGUAAACGAGGCUGAAGUGACAGACAGACCGUCCGCGUGUACGAUAUGUCGGAACACCACCGCGUAGCCGGUGGCUGGGGUACACCGAGCCCAGGAAGUCGCGAGGAUGGCUCCGGUGGUACCGCCUGGUGGCCUCCGGGUUUAAACACCGUUUCGGCCGAACAACAACAGCAACAACAACAAAAUCUACAUCAGCACCUGAUGAAUCAACAGCAGCAACAACAACAGCUAUCGCAACAACAAGCGCAGCAACAACAGCAUCAUCAGGAUAUCGUUAGGAGUACAGCUGCAGCUGCUGCUACCCAGCAGCUUUUCUCCUACAAGAUGGCCUCCAGCUUUCAGAACCCAGCCACUACGGGCACACAGUCGAAUCCCGUCUCCACGUCUUCGCCGGUUGGCUCCUGCAUGAGGGGAGGCUAUGAUUAUAGAUUAGGAACGGGGCCCGGAUCAGGCGGAGGUGUACCAGGUACACCUUCUGCACCACCGCCUGGCGUACAGUGGUGGUACACAGGUGGAGUUAUGGACGCCGGACAGAACAACCUGCAUCAGCAAUUGCAGGGCCAACAACAGCAGCAGCACCUCUCGCCCAUUACCACACAAACGUCCACGCCCCCCGUUAUGUCCCCGCACCAGUUACAACAGCUAACGCAGCAACAAAAUAAUCUUCAGCAAAAUAACGCUCAGAGCUUGCAACAGCGAGACAAUAUGCCGAGGGGAAAAGAUUCGAAGCCAAGAGGACGGAUGACCGCAUACGCAUUCUUUGUGCAAACAUGUCGCCAGGAACACAAAAAGAAACAUCCAGAGGAGAAAAUUGUUUUUCGAGAAUUCUCCAAAAAGUGUGCAAUGAGGUGGAAGACUAUGUCAGAUAAAGAAAAGAAACGUUUCCAUGAAAUGGCAGAAAAAGAUAAGAAAAGAUACGACGCGGAAAUGCAAAACUAUACACCACCGAAAGGCGAAAGUAAAGGCAGAGGCAAAAAACGUAAACACAUCAAAGAUCAUAAUGCUCCCAAACGAUCUUUAUCUGCCUUCUUCUGGUUUUGUAAUGACGAACGCGGAAAGGUAAAAAUGCUAAAUCCCGAAUUUGGUGUAGGAGAUAUUGCCAAGGAACUUGGUAAGAAAUGGUCAGAUGCAGAUCCUGAAACCAAAUCGAAAUAUGAGGCUAUGGCAGAACAAGAUAAAGCUCGAUAUGAAAGGGAAAUGACUGCGUACAAAAAGAAAAUGAAGGAUGGUGCACCUGUAGUAGCAAAUCCAGUGAAUACCAUAAAAAGUGACAGUGAAGAAGAGUAUAAAGAAGAUGACGAAUAGCGGAUACACGACAAAAUUUCAUCUAUCACCCCGUGUCCUUGAUCCUGAAAGCAUACCUCACCUACUGUACGUACCAUUGACCUUAGCGUGAGCGUACUUACACCACUAGGAAAACAAAUAACUAAUCACCAGUCCCCGAUUAUUUACAAUAAUAAUUAAAUUACCGCGAUUAUAAUAAUUAUUUUAAAAUUGUAUGUAUGAGAGAGAUGCGAGAGAAGAUCGAAUGAGUGACAUUUGUAUUUUAACAUAUUGAUAGUAUCAUGUAAAAUGGAGUAGGAUAGCAGAAUGGAAAGAUAUGGUGCCCACUUUCUAUCAGGUGGAAGGCGCAGGGGCUCAAUCAUUGUUGACAUUGUCUCCAGACUAUGUUGAAAGCUAACAUAGUUAAAAAUCGUGAAACAGGAUACGGCGGCUCCAUAGUUGGGCGGUAUCACUCGAUAUAGUUUGAUAUUUAUCAGUUCAGUUCAUUCGUUGCCAGUUGUAAGAAGACUUAUUGUAUAUCUUUGUACAGAACAUUUCUUUAAAUCAAAUCUGUCGCAGGUGGGGCAUGGGGCUGCUUUGUAUGAAUGUAAUUGAUUUAAGUACGUGUCGUAUAGUUGUAAGUAUUAGGAUAAGUAUAUUUUAAUGCAACUUCGAUUCUACAUCUGCGUCAACAUGUGAUAGUUUCCACUAACAAUGUAUUCUAAACCAGGAGAUUGAGCCUUAUAGCUUAUAAGUAAUUGGAAUCUAAACAAAUAUCUAAUUCACAACUUUUCUAAAUCAAAAAUUGGGACGAUAAAACCCAGCCAUGGAGCAGUGGUAUUUCGAAGUCCUAUAACCAUAUAUAAAGUGAAUAAUUUUUAUUCAUUAGAAAGCUAAGGAUCGAAACCAUUCGAUUUGUUUCAUGAAAUAACUGAUACAAAUUUUACUUUUAUGUUGUCUUAAGAAUUAUUAUAAUCUCAAUUUUUUAUAAUUAUAUAAAAUAAUGAAUUUUUGUUCUUAUCGAAAUCAAUAGACAGUCGUCAAAGACAGACCAAACUAGAAUUGUACUUUGAGUUUUAGCUGAUUCAAGUAGUCCCUGCCCUUACCAUCGCCAUCCUCCCUCUCAUAUUCAUUUUCCAAUAAAGGAAAUACGUUAAAUCCUUUCAGAAUCAUGUGAUUCCGUUCAUUGUUUAAGAAAGUAAGAUAGGACGUGUCUUGUACUGCCUCGAGUCAUCUGGUGUACAGCAGGCUGUAUUAUAAUAAAUUAUUGUGGUUUCUUGUAAUAUUAACAUUCCUAGAUCCUAGUAUGUACAGAUCUUAAUCAUUGAGAUUAGAGCCAACUGUGUAAGAAGCAUACCAAAAAAACAGGCUAGGUAAUGCAGAUGUGAAUUUCGUGGCCAAGAUUGGUAUGCAAAACGAAUAUACAAGAGGCUUUGUUACGGUCAGACUGACUUGCACCUUGAUUUGGCUCAGCAGGUAACCACUACUUUUUGACAUAAAGCUUUUCAUCUCCCCUGCACAUUGUCAUGUAACGGAUAAUUGUAUGAUUAUAUAAGCAAAAACCUGUUUUAGAGGGAGCUAGAGGACGAAUACUGUAAAAUAUGAAAUUGUAAUAUUUUAAUACUGAUUUGCAGAUGUGCAUAAUUUUAACAUAGCUGGUUAAAAUGAAUUGUACUGAUACGAAGGUAUCCAUUUGAUGGAGAUAAAUAAUAAAAACAGAUAUUGAAAAUUACGACAGAAUUUUCUGUAUUAUUAUAGAGGAAUUAUAACAGUUAUAAAAGAAAUGUUUGUUUUGUAUAUCUCUUAGGAUAAAUAAACUUUUCAAAAAAUA
Molecule: messenger RNA, 3580 nt
Organism: Hylaeus anthracinus
Lineage: Eukaryota; Metazoa; Arthropoda; Insecta; Hymenoptera; Colletidae
Product: high mobility group protein DSP1-like
Exons: 5
Coding region: 532-1791 (419 amino acids)
Biological process (GO): regulation of transcription by RNA polymerase II
Molecular function (GO): DNA binding, bending
Source: RefSeq, a predicted model, not a curated record